Messenger RNA from Abrus precatorius (Indian licorice), 1007 nucleotides. Its product is annotated as protein LURP-one-related 10-like. NCBI's taxonomy places the organism in Eukaryota, Viridiplantae, Streptophyta, Magnoliopsida, Fabales, Fabaceae. The transcript is spliced from 3 exons. Bases 52 to 711 code for a protein of 219 amino acids. The record is from RefSeq and is a predicted model, not a curated record.
AUCAGCCCAAAUACAAAGUAGGAAGAGCUUCAUCAAUAAUUAGAGGGAGGGAUGGCAUAUCAAUGCCCGUACCCACGGCAGCCACAGCCCCAACCCUUUCCCUCCGCCCCCAUGCAGCCGCACCCCGCCGCCGUCAUCGGCCCUCAGUUCUGUGCUCCGUAUCCCGUCGAUCUUGCCGUUGUCAAGAAAGUCAUGACCAUUUCAGACGGCAACUUCGUCGUUACUGACAUAAACGGCAACGUCGUUUUCAAAGUUAAGGGCUCUCUUCUAACUCUCCGUGAUCGCCGCGUUUUGAUCGAUGCCGCUGGCAAUCCAAUCGUCACCUUACGGCGGAAGAUAAUGACCGUACACGAUCGAUGGCAAGCCUUCAGGGGCGAAAGCACAGACCCAAAAGAUCUAAUUUUUACUCUGAAGCGCUCAUCCCUGAUCCAGUUUAAGACUAAAUUAGAUGUGUUUCUAGCCCAUAACACCACCGAAAGUGUUUGUGACUUUAAGGUCAAAGGUAGUUGGUUUGAACAAUCUUGCACUGUCUAUGCUGGUGAAUCUAACACUGUUGUUGCCCAGAUGCAUAAAAAACACACUGUUCAGAGUAUUUUGAUUGGGAAAGAUCAUUUCAUGGUCACUGUGUAUCCCAACGUUGAUUACGCGUUCAUAGUGGCGCUAAUCGUGAUUCUGGAUGAGAUUAACAAGGAUGCGGAUGAACGUGAAUAGAGGAAUGCUAUACGUUCAACAAAUCCUGUUGUACUUUUUGUCAAUGGUGCUAUAUUCCCAAUAUAUAUUGUAAUAUUUUCUUAGCUGAAAAUCUUUCUACUUCAAAUAAGUAAAUAAAAGUUAAGAUGAAGUUUGAUUUACUAUAGAUAUGUAAAGUUAAGUUACUAAUAAUCUGUCUAUAUACAACUUACAAAAAAAAAUAUAUAAAAUAAAAUUAUUGUAAGAAUGGAAUUGCUUUUAAAUUCCUACUGCAUAACAAUGCAUGUCAUUCCACUUGAAUAAUAUAGCUAGUUGUG